AUGGCAUCCGAAGAAAGUGCAAAGAGGCAGAGGACGGCCAGCGACUCUGCUUACGAUGCUCAUCUCAGCACAUGUUUGCGAACUUCUCAGGGCUCGGCUUUUAGGAUGCCUUGGGAGACACCUGAAUUUCGAAAUAGCUUGCUUGAUUUCAGUGUACCUUUGGGAAGGGGGCCACUACCCCUCAUUCCUGUGAGCAGCAACAUUUCUGUUCCGGUUCCCAAACAGCCGGCUGUCUCUUUUGCACAUCGAUUCUCUCGUGUACGUCAUGAUAUUUCUUGGGAGAACCAGACCGAGAAGAGACUGGUGGCGGCCGUUCGGAAGUGGACUGCUCUUGUACUCAGGAGCCCUCAGUCUUUCGAUGUGGGUCGGAAGGUCACGUCACUAGCACCUGUCGGGGUCCAAGUGUCAAGGUCGCUGCGACAUGUGUUCGCAGGUAAGGCAGUUGGAACUCUGCACAGUCGGGCUGAUCCGCUCAUACGAUACGUGGCAUGGGCUGAUAGGCAUGCAGUCUUGGCAUUUCCAUUCAAGGAGGAUGACAUGUACGAGUUUGCUUGUGAGUGCGAACAUACAUGCUCGCCGAGUUUCCUCAAAAGCUUCCUGAGCGCGGUGACCUUUUGUUUCUUCAUUCUUGGAGCGGAGAGCGCUCAGGAGGCGAUGGCUAGCAUGAGAUUGAGUGGUGUGGCCAGGGCAUGCUACUUGACAAAGCGGAAGAGGGUCCAGCGCCCACCGUUGUCGACUGAGAUGGUACAGCGACUUGAGAGGUUUGUAGUUUCCCCCGAUGGGGAUCGCAUUGAUCGGUUCAUAGCUGGAUUCUUCUUGCUCUCGAUUUUUAUGAGGGCCAGGUAUUCUGAUACACAGAACAUGUACAAUGUCAGCGAGGACAAGCCGCAGGUCGACCCGUCUGGGCUUGGAGGCUACCUUCAGGCCGACAUCGCACGCAGCAAGACAUCUUACACCACUGAGAGGAAAACUCAGCUGCUGCCGAUGGUGUGUCCACGCAAGGGUAUCGCUGGCGAAGAUUGGUUCCAGGCGUGGUCCAUGCUGAGAAAGGAAUUGAACGUCCCUGUUGGAGAGGGGCUGCCCGUCCUGCCUGCGAUUUUGACCACCGGACACUGGGCUAGUCACCCUCCGAGGACUUUUGUUCCGGACAGUACCCGGAGCGGGUACUUCCCCACGAAGGACGACCCCAACGCCAGCUACGACUACGAAGCUUCCUCAGAGGCGUCUCUUGAUGAAGAGGAUGCCGAGACCGAUUGUCAGGAGCUCGAGCGAGCGCUGGACGGGGUCGUGGAUGGUUGGUGUGAGGAAGUGCCUAAGCGCGAGUUGAAGGCAGAGCACUUGGUUCGCAAUCGGUCUUCACGCAUGCUGCACUUGAUUGCCGACGAGGGCGGAACUUCUCUAUCUUGCGGCAGGACAUGCACGAAGAACUACGAGAAGGUGGCAGCUGUUCCAUCGUUUCUGUACCCUGUGUGUGCCAGGUGCUUCAACUCUGUCAAAACAGAUUCCAGUGUCGAGCCUGCUGUUGGAGAGCAGGUCGAUGGCCGGUGUGCUAUCCCCGCGUCAGAAUGUCAUCGGUGUGCAUUUUGCCCCGAGUCGUAUCACAUGUCGGGUCAACGGUGUGUCAGCGAGACCCCGCCACGACAGAACAUUGAUGAUGUGAAAGGGACGGAUUGUACACUUCACAUCGGUGCGGUGUGCCCAUGGGCCCUGCGUGUCACGGUGAUGGGAUGUCAGUGGCAUCGCGAUUUUGAAGGUGACGCGACACGAGUUGGAGGCGAAACAAUUCUUGAGCGACCUGGAACCAUGAGUAUUACUGAGAGUGAGGCCAAUUUUAGCUCCCGGGCUGCGAAACUCGGCUUGAAAGCUGAGGUGCUUCAGCUGCUUGUCGAUGGUGGCGUCAACACUCUUGCCAAAUUUGCGUAUGUGAGCAGCUUCAUUCCGGGUCAGAGUGAUGAGGGUCCUUUUGUGACUUCCAUAAAGGACUUGUUGAAGAGGGAUGCUACCGUGGGGGAGCUUUCGGUGCUGCGCCGAUUGCACUCUGAGGCCUUUGCUUUGGUCGCGGCCGAGCUUAAAUCUCAGGUUGAGCGCACCACCGAUGCACCAGCGAGGAGCCUUGCCGCUCCUGACCGAGCAGAUCGUCUGGCUCGUCAAGUGGUGCGGUAUCCAGGCUUGACUAUCGCCGGGCCUAAUGAACCGAGUGACAGGUCAGUGGACAAGUGUUGUCAAAUGUAUGAAAACAAUCGCCUUACAUAUCUUCCGCUGAGUUGGUGCAUGAGCAAGGACGAUGAGACUCGGAAUUCCCGGGACAAGGAGGAUCGUACCCUCACAGUUGACAAUAGCGGUAAUGUUCACAUCAAGAACGCCGACAUUCGAGGUGAGGCCGACUUGAGCACUGACUUGUUACUGAAAUUCGCCCUCACUCGGCGAGGACUCGCGAUGGAACAGGCCGGAUUGUUAGGUUUCAAAGAACAUGAGAAAUGGGCUGAGCGCCUGUUGCACUCCAGAUAUCGUGAGGUGCCUUCGGGAUACACCCGAGUCAGCAUACAGCAGCUGCUUCAAGCCGAUAAGCAAUUGUUUGUCACCGCUGCUAAUGAGUGUCGCAGUGGAGUGCAAGUCACGGAGACCGGUCGUCCAUUGGACGAGGCGUGGAUGCGUUGCGCCGAUUUGACCGAGGUGUCUCAUUUGCUCGCUCCUCUCGCGUCGCCUCCUCCCGCUAAGAUUCCCUUUGAAAGACCCACUCCGUAUGGCCGUGGCAAAGGCGGGGCAAAGGGUAAGCAACCGUCGCGCCGCGAGGUGACCAUGCCAGAGGACCUAAAGGACGGGCACGCAAACACCCCGAAAGGAGUGCCCAUUUGCUUUGAUGCUCAGAGGGGCAAAUGCACUAGGCAAUUGACAGGCAACAAGUGCUUCAGGGGUGCUCACGCUCCUGCUCCCAAGAUUGCACGCGUUUCACUUCAAACCAAUCUUCAGGCUGAUGAGGUCAAGGCCAUCGAUGAAAUUGAGUCGAUCAGUAGCGCAAGUCUUGAUCACGAAUUCAAGGGUUCGGUCGAGGAUCGAGCUCUGACCCUGCUGAACAAUGCUGGUGUUGUUUCCCCCACUGAUUUACUUGAGAUCUUCCAAUCACUCCCCACAGAGGCUUCCGUCCGAGGUGACCCAUCACAAGGGGUCUCCUUCUCGACAGGUGCCUAUUGCAGAGUCAAGGUUGGGCUGCGACGUAAUGUCUUGCUCUUCCCGAAUGUGACAAAGUUGGCCGCGCGCUUUGUGCGACAGCAGCUGCCCAGCUUAAAGUUCACGAGCUUAGCAUUCUUUCGCAACGUUCAAACCACACCUCAUGUGGAUGCGCAUAAUUCUUCUUUGCCCAAUGCUGUGUGUGCACUGUCUGACUUCGAUCAGGGACAGGUGUGGGUUGAGAGACCAGGCGGCCAAGCUUGGUGCGAUGUUGAUGGCGAACUACGCAGUGGAGUCGAACUCAGCUUGGAUGGGAGUCAUGCCGUCUUCACCGCUCGACGUUUGACUCACGCCACUAGGAAUUGGUCGGGUGAUAGAGUGGUGUUAGUUGCUUUUUCAGUCUCCGCCAUUGAUCACCUUAGUGAGACUGAUAGUGCUACACUGACCGAUUUGGAAUUUCAGCUCCCGAUGCAAGCCGACAUUCUUGAUGCCGAACAGUCACCUCCGGUUUGCUAUGAAGCGCCGGUCGUUACCGGGGGGUGUGCUACUGAUGAGUUUCCAAAACCACUCGGCCUCGCACAACCAGUGACUUCCCCGCCUCUAGCUUCCUCCAAGUCGGGUUUAGCCCCCGUAGAAGAUUCCGUAGUGUCUACUGGUCAGGUUCAGGCCAAGCCGGUUGACCAGCCUGGUAUUGUGCUCGAGCUGUUUGCCCGUGCAGGCUCUUUGUCCCGAGCCUUUCAUCAGAUUGGCUUUGAGGUCAUGCCCAUAGAUAGGGGAAGUCACCGGCUUCCGUUGGCCAAGUUGUGCUCACUGGAUCUUGCCUUGCCGAGCUCGUGGCAGUAUCUUUCGCAUGUGCUUGACAACUAUCAUGUUCGGUACGUGCACAUUGAUCUGCCGUAUGCCACCUAUGGACCUAAGCAGGGCCUCCGACGACUGUCCCAUGGAUCUGUAGUUCCUGUAGGAGGCGCCGACGCCUCUCAGGUUCAAAGGCUCGCAUUGGCCGACUCCUUGUUGGAACAUGUCAUCACCUUCUUAAAACGAGUUCAACAGAUGGGCAUCGCCUGGUCCAUUGAGCAUCCGCAGUCCAGCUUCCUGUGGCAUAUGCCUGCUGUGCGCCAGCUCACCAACACCACUACCGUGGUGUACGAUUUGUGUGCCUUCGAUUCUCCGCAUCGCUUGCGGAGGCAACUGCUAACGUCUUGUAGUGCACUCAAGUGUUUACAACAAGUGUGCCAUGGUAAUCACAGUCACACGCCUGUGACUGGCGGUGUUGAUACUCAUCCCAGGCUUUUCUGUCAGCAGGUUGCCCACGCCGUGGCUAAACACUGUGGCUUUGACCCCCUUUUGUCACCGCUGCAGUCCAGCCCUCCGCCUGUCACACAGCAGCGUCGGGGUAAACUUGGUGCGAGCCUCAUCAGAGAAUUUGGUCGCGUUUGCAGAUGUCGUGUGCCACAGAUUCCGCCUGUGGAUCAUAAAAAUUGCUUGCAGCACGCCAUCGGUGACAUCCCCGCAGGCUCCAAACUUCUCGCCACUGAGGAGACGGGGGAGUCGGGUGGCUUCGAACUUAGUGUUGGUGUGUAUGCAACACCGGAUGAGUUUCUGGAGGAGGCCAAAGGAUUACGGCAUCCCUUCGAGACGUUUGCUGUCAUCCCCGACGAAGUGAAACGAAAGCUUCAUGAGGCCUUGGUGAAGGGCCCUGAGUGGGUUGGUAGGCAACGUGUGGCCACUCUCAACAAGUGGUUAGAAUGGGCCAGGGAAUUGGAGGAACCAGAGUCCCGACUUAAGGAGGGCCUCGAACCUGGUGUGAGGUCUGUGUUAGGAUCAAAGAGGCUUCUCUUGCUCAAACGCAUUGCUGAUGACUUGAAGUGGCCCGACGAUGGAUGGUUUGAGGAUACUUGUAAGGGUUUUGGUUUGGUUGGUUGGCAGAAGCCCACUGGUGUCUUUAGAAAGGAGCCUCGUCCCCAGGAGAGGACGGCUGACGAGUUUACUAAGGCCUGUAAGUACAUCCGUCCGGCGCUUUUGGGUAAGGUUUUGUCCGAGGGUUUGAAUGAGCAUUCCUCGGAACUGUGGGAUAAGACUUUGACUGAGGUUGCCGAAGGGUUCUUGGAGGGACCACUUACCGAAGAAGAGCUGACGAGAAGGUACGGCGACGCAUGGGCCCCUGUGCGCCGGUUCGCCGUGAUUCAAUCUUCUGGAGGCAAGCGCAAGUUGAGACCGAUUGACGACUACUCCGAGAACUUAGUUAAUGUUUUUCACAACAUUCUUAUUCCUGCUGGAUGCUGGGAUGGAGGCGAGCUUUGGCUCGCUGAUGUGACGGGGACUGUGGCUUAUCCGGGCACGUUGAUGCUUGGCAACAUCCAACCUAUACGGCAUCCUUAUGUCUCGUUUGAUGCCACACAUCCUCAUGCUGUCAUGCCAUGGGUCGGAGAGCGAGUGAUGAUUUGCGCCUUCCACAUCCGGGAUGCUUGGCGCCUCGGUCAGGAUCAUCUACUCUCUCUGCAGGAAGCUGGCUUUUCAGUGGCCACGUGCGAACAUGACACCGACCCGUACAUGUGA
This is a messenger RNA of Symbiodinium sp. CCMP2592, 5724 nucleotides long. NCBI's taxonomy places the organism in Eukaryota, Dinophyceae, Suessiales, Symbiodiniaceae. The record is from the annotation of a GenBank genome assembly.